This is a messenger RNA of Zingiber officinale, 585 nucleotides long. RefSeq lists its product as uncharacterized. The record is from RefSeq and is a predicted model, not a curated record. Lineage: Eukaryota; Viridiplantae; Streptophyta; Magnoliopsida; Zingiberales; Zingiberaceae. The coding region runs from base 1 to 585 and encodes 194 amino acids. The transcript is spliced from 2 exons.
AUGUCGAAGUUCACAAAGUUCUUGAAGGGUAUUUUAUUCAAUAGAAGGCAGAAAGCCGACUUUGAGACCUUAGCAUUAACAGAGAAUUGCAGCGCUCUCCUUAUGGCAAAUUCUCCACCAAAGCUUCAAGAUCCAAGAAGUUUCUCCAUACUGUGUAAAAUUGGUUCUGAACUCAUACCGAGAGCUUUCUACAACUUGGGGGCCAGCGUUAGCCUACUUCCGUACUCUUUAUAUUUCAUUAUCUUGGAUAUGGAAGAAGACCCCAAGAUACCGAUCAUCCUUGGAAGACUAUUCCUUGCCACAGCUAGAGCUAUCAUUGAUGUAAAAAGUCACAGGUUAUCCUUGGAGAUCGGCAAAGAAAAGAUCGUGUUUGAUUUAUCUGGUUCCUCCAUCUGCUACCCCACUUCUCAGGGUAAUUCUAGCAAGAUCAACAUACAUAAAGUCGAGGAGUGCAGUUUUCAUGAGAGUUCCCCUCCAGUGAGCAAUAAGAAGUACAUUUGUCCUGCACGAGCGAAACUGAAGGCACGGAUUGGAGCAUUAACCCUAGGAGGAGAGUCGUGCUUCCACGGCUUUAGUCCACAUUGA